This is a messenger RNA of Salvelinus fontinalis (brook trout), 2316 nucleotides long. RefSeq lists its product as uncharacterized. The transcript is spliced from 6 exons. The record is from RefSeq and is a predicted model, not a curated record. Lineage: Eukaryota; Metazoa; Chordata; Actinopteri; Salmoniformes; Salmonidae. Bases 74 to 1096 code for a protein of 340 amino acids.
UUUUUCUACAGCUGCUGCAGUUUUUGCGGAACUGACACUACUUCCUGAUUUAGGUUUAGUCGUUUGUCAAAGUAUGGCGACCCUCCUGCAUUUCACCGUAGCUAUUCUACUAACUCUCCUCCAUCAACCAGUGUCGCGUGCUGAGACCCCUGUGUUUGUGCUGAAGGGACAGGAUGUUCGUCUGGAUGUCCAGGGAAAGGAAGACCUCACAAAUAAUACUUUUUUGAUAUGGAAGUUUAACAAAUCACAAAUUGUAGUAACAUACCUCUUUACACAGAGAGCUGGUAUAGUUACUCCUGUGUAUAAUGGAAGGGUUGAGUUUAGUGAGGGAAACUUCUCUCUGCUACUGAAGAAACUACAGGAAGGAGACAGUGGACACUAUGAUGUAGUAGUGACUGGUACUGAAGAAAGAAAUGUUGGUGCAUACUUGAUCAAAGUCCAAGAGAGAGUUGAGCCUCCAGUCCUGACAGUGGACUCUAACUCCAACAUCAAUGGCAUCUGUAACGUGACUGUGACCUGCAGAGGUCAGAAAACCUCUGUCACCUCCAGCUGUAACAACAGCACCUGCUCUCAGGUGGGAGGAGAGAGUAGAGGGGCUGAGACCUCCACUGUCCCCCUGCUCUCUGUCUAUGUGGCAGGGGGUUCCAUCAUCUGUAACCACAGCAACCAAGUCAGCUGGGCCAGCGACAAGAAAGAGAUAAAAAAGAUUUGUCCAUUGAAAUCAAAUCAAGACGGGAAGCUGGCGGUCCACUACAACACUCUCACAGUCAUCAUCAUCAUCGUCGUCGUCUUAGUCAUCAUUGCCUUGAUUUGUAUUGGUCUUCGGGGAAAGCUAAAUAAAGGUGACAAAGAGGACGUCAUAAACACAGAUUAUGCUACAGUUGGGAAUCCAGGUAACAGUCAAGCAGGUGGUGAAGAGCAGGCGUCUCCAGGUCCAGAAUCACCCUCCAUCUACAGUAUGGUGGGACAUCCCCACAACCAGCCUGUGAACCAGCCCACCAUGGUGGGAGACCAGCCUCAGCUUGUAGACAUCUCCAUGACCUCCAUGCCUGAGAGUUUAUAUGCUGUGGUGGGGGAAAAGACUUGCAGAAAAUAAUCUGGAAUUUUAUCAUCAUCUUAGUCUGGGAUUCAACCCGUUUGCUCUUUGUUGUCUAGUCACCUUUUAAAGGAAAUGUUCACACGUUCGGUGAGACAGCAUUCAUGAUGCUGCAUAAAUGCUGCAUAUCUCGGCUCAAUCUGAAAUUAUAUUUAAAUGGUGCGGACGACAAAGCGUGAUUGGAUUGAAUUCUGGCCUAAGGCCUAGAUUCAAUCAGGAAGUGGAAGUUCCACAAUAUAGCUCAAUUGAAAUUGAAAGGCAAUGUUCCCACGUUCACAGAGACUGCGAUCAUGGUAAACGUUGCAUAUGUCGACUCAAACAGAAAUGACCGCUAUAACGCAGAUCUUCCGAGGUCCGGCCAAAUUCAAUCCAAUCACGCUAUGGCUGUGUUUAGACAGGCAGCCAAAUUCUGAUAUUUUUGGUCUUUUGACCAAUCACAUCAGAUGUGAUUGGUCAAAAGACCAAUUAGUGAAAAAAAAUCUCAAUAUUGGGCUACCUUUCUAAACGCAGCUUUUGUUUUCUAGCAUUUACUCUCUUUAGGCACUUUGCUCUAAAUAGCCCUGUUUAUACCUGGUUCUAACAUUCGUUCUUUGUCCUGAUCUUGUCCACUUUCUGAUUGUGCACACAAUUUGACAGGUGUAGACAAUCAAAAGACACAUUGGCUGUGUUUACACAGGCAGCCCAAUUCAGAUGUUUUUUUACACUAAUUGUUCUUUUGACCAAUCACAUCAGAUCUUUUUCAGAACUGAUCUGAUUAGUCGGUAGUGAUUGUGAUCAGAUCUUCCUCCCCACCUCCGGAGGUAGUUAAGCACGCAUUGUGUCUGGAUAUCGUACAAGUGUAGACAGAUUUGGACAGUGAAACCAUUUUUAUUGUCAUUAUCCCGCCCUCUAAAUAAUUUAGGUGGCACAAUUUACUUAUGGCAUCAAUAUGUGAUUAAAAAUAAAUAUCAACAUUAUUUUGAAAGAAUAUCAGUCAAAUGUUUUGCAUACAAGGAGGGACCAGGAAAUCGGACACCGCAAACUGAUAAGAGACACAUUUUAAUACCAAGUGUAGACGGAUGAUACCAAGUGUAGACGGACAAUCUGAAUGGACAAGAUCAGGACACAUGCCUAUUAGCACUAGGAAUAAAUGUGUAUUUUAGGUGGUCUUCCAGUCAAUGACCAACUAAGCACAGCUGUCUUUGAAAAUGUUAAAUAAAUGCUUUAUUACUUGUAAUUUA